Molecule: messenger RNA, 5230 nt
Organism: Salvelinus fontinalis (brook trout)
Lineage: Eukaryota; Metazoa; Chordata; Actinopteri; Salmoniformes; Salmonidae
Gene: impact
Product: impact RWD domain protein
Exons: 11
Coding region: 148-1905 (585 amino acids)
Biological process (GO): regulation of translational initiation; G protein-coupled receptor signaling pathway
Cellular component (GO): cytoplasm; membrane
Molecular function (GO): protein binding; histamine receptor activity
Source: RefSeq, a predicted model, not a curated record
GUCAGAGCAACAGCUGAGUUAGUGAUACAGAAUGUCAAGCAGGCCUCUUAUCGAGCUAAUUUUGUGUUGAUACUGUACGAAUAGACUGCUGUAACACUAGUACUUCUAAGUAUGAACUGAAGUGUUUGUCUGCUUACUUAUAAAUUAAUGGCAAACAUAGAUGUUGGGAAUGCCGGGGAUCUUCAAUCUCAAAUCGAAGAGGUCGAGGCACUUUCCUCCAUAUACGGUGACGAAUGGUGUGUUAUUGAUGAAGCAGCAAGAGUAUUUUGUAUCAAAAUAACUGAUGAUAUAGACUAUCCAAAACUGAAAGCAUGUUUACAGAUCAUUCUCCCACAUGAUUACCCGAGUGCAGCGCCACCUGUCUACCAAAUAAAUGCAGCAUGGUUGCGAGGCCCUGAUAGAAAGACCCUGUCCAACAGCCUUGAGGAGCUCUAUGUGGAGAACACUGGGGAAAGCAUCCUCUACCUCUGGGUGGAGAAGAUCCGGGAGUUCCUCCUGGAGAAAUCCCAAAGCACAGACACAGUGGAGCAACCAGAGGUGAGAAAUAUGGCAACAGAGGAGGAGGAAGUGGCGGAUGAUGUAGAAAUCCCUGAUUACCGCACUCUGAAGCUGAACAAAGAGAAUGUACACCUCUUCGAAAAUCACUCAAGUGAUGAGGAACUACCUCCUAUAAAACUGGGGGAGACGAUAACAGAAAGACGCAGCACCUUCCAACCACACUUAGCCCCUGUGGUAACACCUAGACAGGUUAGAAUGGUUCUUGACAAGCUGUUUGAAAACAAGAAGAUUGCAAGUGCCACUCACAAUAUUUAUGCAUACAGGAUAUACUGUGAAGAAAAGCAGAGUUUCCUGCAGGACUGUGAGGAUGAUGGAGAGACCGCAGCGGGAGGACGAUUGCUUCACUUACUACAGAUCCUGGAUGUGCGGAAUGUGCUGGUGGUUGUGUCUCGCUGGUAUGGAGGGAUUCUACUGGGUCCAGACCGUUUCAAACAUAUCAACAACUCUGCCAGAAACAUCCUGGUCCAGGAGGGAUACACAUCCUCUGCGGUGAAAUAUAGAGCUCAGCGGAGCAUGACCCACCAUGCUGUGGUGAAGAUGGUGGCUGUGUGGGUGUUGGCCUUCCUUCUCUAUGGCCCUGCCAUUAUCUUCUGGGAGCUGGUUGUGGGUAAAAGCAUUGUCCCUCCCGACGAGUGUUUCGCUGAGUUCUACUGCACCUGGUACUUCCUACUCAGUGCCUCUACGUUUGAGUUCUUCACCCCCUUUAUCUCUGUGACCUUCUUCAACCUGUGCAUCUACCUGAAUAUCCAGAGGAGGAACAAGAGCAGGGCUAUCCGUAAGGAGGACACCAAGGCACACAGGGAGAGGGGCAGUGUCAGGGACGGGGGUGCUACCUUGUCUGUGUUUUUUGUCAAGACUCGCAAGGUAUCAUCGAGCGAGCCAACUGCUGUUUCAGAGGUGAUAGAGGAGGACGAGGAGCUGUCGCCAUCCUCCUGUGGGGAGCCCAGCAGCGGACACACCUUCAUUCAGAGAAAGAAGGGCCCUUCCUGCCGGAAAACUUCCAGGCUCCUCCAAUUCCAGGCCCCCACCGGGCCCUCCAGCAGGAGCUCAGAGGGCUCCCGCCUCUCCCGCGACAAGAAGAUUGCCAAGUCGCUGGCCAUUAUAGUGUGCAUUUUCGGGAUCUGCUGGGCACCUUACACCCUACUGAUGAUAAUAAGAGCGGCCUGUAGCGGGCGAUGUGUGGAGCACUACUGGUACGAGGUGACUUUUUGGCUCUUGUGGCUGAACUCUGGUAUUAACCCUUUCCUUUACCCUCUCUGCCACAGCAGCUUCCGAAGGGCUUUUGCUAAGAUACUGUGCCCCAAGCGUCAGUCUGUCCAACCUCACAUUGAGACCCAGUCUUGCUAGUGAUGCAACGUAUGGCUGGCUGGAAGUCACUGGAGUAAGAAGACUACUGCAAAUGGAUAUGGAUUUUUUGGAAUGUUGUGUACAUAGCUCAGCCAUGAAUAGGAGUGUGAAACCCUUUUUUAGAUACUCACUUUGGUCUUUGUUAAUCAAAUAUGAUAGAAAAAAUGUUAUUACUGAUAUCCCUGUUUUUUGUUUCAGACAAAUCAAAUCCUUCUAUGUGCCAAGUUUGAAACUUGCACUUAGAGGAUAAAACCAAGUGUUUGUAUUUACAUUUCAGAAGUGAAUCUACAUAUACUGUAAUAUUAAAAUACUACUUGUUGUAGAUAUAUUUGUUGUGUUGUUGCUAAUACAUUCUGGUGUGAAUAGCGUCGGUGCAGAUGCUCCUAGGACUGGGAGGAAAUCUCAAAUCUUAUCAGUGCUUCGUGUCUCUGCCAGUUAUAGAUCUGAAUGGUACUGGUAUACUUGUAAAUGUGCUAUGUAGAAAAAGAUUUUCACUGUUAUUUUCAGUGAAAUGUGAAAGAAUAGUUCAGUGUAAUACCAAAUCAAGUGUUCCUUGGUGUGUGUGAUUUCCAUGUGCUUACCCCUACUUCUACAACACUUUGUUGCGAACUUGGUGAUGACACAGAGGUAAUAUACAGAUGUAGGAUCUUAAUUUGAGCCAGUUUGCUACAGCAGGAAAAUAAUAAUGCAGCAACAGGAAAUGUGAAUGAUGAUGUAAAUUAUAAUUACUGGACAUUUUGGUAGGGGUUCAUACAUUUUUCAUAAGGGUAAAUCAAGUCUUAAAUUUCAAAGUGGAAAUGACAAACUUCAGAAGCCUUUUUAAACCUCCUGCAACAGGGUGAUCAAAUUAAGAUCCUACAUCUUUAUGUAAGAGGGGUCCAUCGAUAAAAUGAAAGGUGAUGAGUGACUAUCAGCCAUUAACCAUACAAUAUACUGGAUGUAGGUUAUCAACUACACAGCAGGGAGUGGAGAGAGUAAUACAAUGUUUGUGUGGCCAAAGGUUUCACAUUGUGGGACAUAUUUAAAGGUUGCUAUGGAGAAGUUUGGUUUGUGUUAGAGGAUUGUAACUUUAAGUUUCAGAUGUACUUCAUUGAUAUGAGGGAUCAUCUGCGAUAUAUUGCCUGUGUCAGUUUAUGGUACAAUGCUUUGGCACUGUGCAUCGCUAAUACUCAUAACAGAUCACUGUAGCAGAUUGUUUAUGAUAGGUCAAUGUACUGUCUUAGCAUCUAUUCAAAUAUUUGGCCGAGGCUACGAAUGCAGAGUUUUCGCCCCCGCCCUCUUCCUGCUCCUCUGGAAACAUAUUUCUCAAACGAAGGAUUCAAAUCACAUACCGUGCAUGUGUUAUUUUACACACACAUACACGUUUCUCUCUUUCCUCACUCACCCUUUUCUGAACCCUCAACCAAUUUGCCUAAUAUUAAUGAAUAGCUGAAAUAAAAACUCAGUGGAGAGUUGAACUAACAUUCCAAAAAUAUGAAGGCUACAACCUUCUGUCUGUCGCAAGACUGCUAGACUGCCUGUUGUGUCGUGCUUAUGGUUGCAACAGGCUAGACUGCCUGUUGUGUCGUGCUUAUGGUUGCAACAGGCUAGACUGCCUGUUGUGUCGUGCUUAUGGUUGCAACAGGCUAGACUGCCUGUUGUGUCGUGCUUAUGGUUGCAACAGGCUAGACUGCCUGUUGUGUCGUGCUUAUGGUUGCAACAGACUAGACUGCCUGUUGUGUCGUGCUUAUGGUUGCAACAGACUAGACUGCCUGUUGUGUCGUGCUUAUGGUUGCAACAGGCUAGACUGCCUGUUGUGUCGUGCUUAUGGUUGCAACAGGCUAGACUGCCUGUUGUGUCGUGCUUAUGGUUGCAACAGGCUAGACUGCCUGUUGUGUCGUGCUUAUGGUUGCAACAGACUAGACUGCCUGUUGUGUCGUGCUUAUGGUUGCAACAGGCUAGACUGCCUGUUGUGUCGUGCUUAUGGUUGCAACAGGCUAGACUGCCUGUUGUGUCGUGCUUAUGCAACAGAUGUGAAAUGGCUAGCUAGUUAGCGGGUACGCGCUAGUAGCGUUUCAAUCAGUUACGUCACUUGCUCUGAAACCUAUUAGUAGUGUUGCCCCUUGCUCUGCAAGGGCCGUGGCCUUUGUGGAGCGAUGGGUAACGAUGCUUCGUGGGCGACCGUUGUUGAUGUGUGCAGAAGGUCCCUGGUUCGCGCCCGUGUCGGGGCGAGGGGACGGUUUAAAGUUAUACUGUUACACUUAUGGUUGCAACAGGCUAGACUGGCUGUUGUGUCGUGCUUAUGGUUGCAACAGACUAGACUGCCUGUUGUGUCGUGCUUAUGGUUGCAACAGACUAGAAUGCCUGUUGUGUCGUGCUUAUGGUUGCAACAGGCUAGACUGCCUGUUGUGUCGUGCUUAUGGUUGCAACAGACUAGAAUGCCUGUUGUGUCGUGCUUAUGAUUGCAAUAGAGUACUGUUACAGAAGACAAAUAACUACAUUUGUUCGAACUGUCUUUCAUGUACAAGAGGCAGCGUAGUCACGGAGGGUGUGAGCACUGAGCAGCAGCUGAAAGGACUCGGAGGGAAGCGAAUCUUGCACGUGCAUAAAUCUCCUUAUCAAUAGCAAAAAAAAUGUGGGUUCCAGAAGAUCCGUAACCUAGCACAACAAAAUAUGUUGUUGUGAGCAUUUAAUCAUCCAACAAACUGUGACCACAGCCACAAGUAUAGUGUUUACAUUCUGCUGCUUUAUUUAAGAAUCAUUACUGACAGAAUGACUAUAAAAAAAGCCUGUCCCGCCAAAAUGGAAAGAGAGCUGAAAUUGGGUAUUUCCAGGAAGUAACAGUGCAGUCAACACAACACGAGUGUGAAAUAUCGUAAAAGUGAAUAAAACAUUUAUAUAAGGCCUGGAUCUUUUUCUUCAUGCACUACAGGGAUAUCUCAGAUACAUUGUUGUUGGAGAGAGAGAGCAUGUCAGUUCUCAAAUUGUUUGAGCUUGAUUACAUUUUUCUUUGACCUUGAUUACAAAAACAAUCUGCCACUUAAACCCAAGCCGUUGUGACAUUCACAAGAGUCACAAUGGCAUAUUUCCUCCCUUGGAGGAACCUAUUAAGUUGUGAAUACAAAUAUGUACAGUCAUAAGCUAUCCAAGAAAGAUUGAACAAUUAUUUUAACAUGAUCUAGUUUUUUGAAUCCCUCAGUCACAAUGAAAUGAAUUGAAAUGUAUGUAUGAUUGAUACCCAUGUAUUUCCUUCUAUUCAAAUAAGCAUCUUGGAGAGAUUUGGAGAAAAAAGAUUUUGGAAAAUAAGGAACAAAUAUUUAAAACAGUAUUAAAACAUUGAACUGUG